AUGGAUCCACAAGCAACCAUGCGGGCGUUCAACGACGCCGAUUUGGAGAGCAUGCCGGCGGAAGUCAUGGAUGUCAUCUGCGACACUGGUGGUCUCUCAUUCAGGGACAACAUGAACUUGCGGCUGACAUCGAGAGCGAUCCGGAGAAGUACGUGGGAGUGGUUCCGGCGCCACACAGUCAAGAUGCCGCAUGGCUCGGACGGUACCCCCAACACUCUACACGUCUCGAUGACGCCCGCCGGCCUCGAUGGCUUUCGUUGGUGGACAAUCCACCAGAAGAACACCCAAGAGAUCAAGACCAUCCACAUCAAUGUGGCACAAUUCAACGCUGGCUGCCUUGAGAAGCUUCGUCAAGACCUCGACAAUAUUCUAAAGUACGAUGGGCUCGCUACUCCUUCAGUCACAUUUAGCCCGCGUCUUACGGGAAAGGUCCGCCAGAGGGUGUCACACUUCUACAUGAAGACAGCACUCAUUGCCCACAGGAGCAAAGGCCUGGACAGCUCAGAUCCCAUGCGCCAUAGCCACAUAUUUGGUAGCAUCAAGGACUUGAUCCAUCUGCGGUAUUUGAAAUACCACAUGGAGCAUGCCGAGCAGGUGCGUAUGAAGUCGGCGGGCGAGGAGUCUAUGCUCUUCAAUGAGGCCUUCAACAGCCUCACUGAGCUGGAGGCGAUGGCCAUCGGAAGCUGGAAUAUUCCAAACCUGUACGAUGAUAUGCAGAUGACGGAGCGGGUGAUGGCCGACCAUCCGAAGGCCUUCAAGUUCAAAGACGAUGUUCCUGCCCACAAGAGGCUGCUGACUUCGGACAGGCCUCAACUGCCCCAUAUUCCGGGCUACGGCACCAUGCUGCGGACAGACACCCUUAAAAGGGUCUUCAACUUGAUGGCAGGCAAUCCCAAGCAACUGAAGAGCCUGAUUGUCCAGAACAACUCGGUAAGCCUGGACCCGAUGUGCGCCUUCAAGCAGCCUACCGAUGAAGAGGCUGGGAUCUGGGCCUUCUGCUUGCCGCAGUCAACGCUUGAGAGCUUGAAGCCAACGUUGGCUAACCUGCGCAAGAUCCAUCUCACGCUUUCCAACGGUGAGUACAACGCUGGGCCAGUCGGCUACACGGCAAAGCAAGACACAGACGCCUUUGUUCGAUUCCUGUCGGCACUGCCGAACCUCCAAACAUUCCAGCUUGCCGCCGCGUCCGAGACGCUAUUCACUGACGACUUCAUCUUUCCAGUGCUCAACGCCCUGCCCCCGACCGUGACGACGAUCCACCUCUACGACUUCAUCGCCUCGGUCCCGACGCUGUGCGGCUUCCUGACCAAGCACAGCGAGACCCUGCUGGAUGUCCGCUUCACGCGCGCCUACCUGGUCAAGGCGUCCUGGACUCCGGUGUUCGAGACGAUGGCGGAGAACCUCACGGCUCUCACUCACUUCUGCUUCGAGCGGCUGUGGGAGCUGCAUCCCGAAUACGCCGACAAGGUCUUCUUCGACGAGGAGCGGGACACGCACGAGGAUGUGUUUGGCGAGCGUACCUACUACGUUCUUGACCACGCCGACUUGGAGGCCGGCAGGUUUGACCAGAGGGGCAACUGGGUGUUUGAGGACAGGUACGAUGCCCUUACUGGGGACGGUUCCGACAUGCCUAUCGAGGACAAACUUGGAAUCGCGAUUGACAGCGAGAGGGAGACCUGGCCGUACAAGUUCCUCGACAGGAAGUUGAUCAACCACGUUUGCAAGGUCUUUGGCAAGCGGGAGGGCGACUUCAAGGUUCCGAAACCGUUUGAUCCAUGA
This is a messenger RNA of Diplodia corticola, 1779 nucleotides long. RefSeq lists its product as uncharacterized. Bases 1 to 1779 code for a protein of 592 amino acids. NCBI's taxonomy places the organism in Eukaryota, Fungi, Ascomycota, Dothideomycetes, Botryosphaeriales, Botryosphaeriaceae. The transcript has a single exon. The record is from RefSeq and is a predicted model, not a curated record.